Homarus americanus (American lobster) is the source of this 3199-nucleotide messenger RNA. Its product is annotated as homeobox protein araucan-like. Bases 314 to 1600 code for a protein of 428 amino acids. Gene Ontology annotation, molecular function: RNA polymerase II cis-regulatory region sequence-specific DNA binding; DNA-binding transcription factor activity, RNA polymerase II-specific. Gene Ontology annotation, biological process: cell development; neuron differentiation; regulation of transcription by RNA polymerase II. Lineage: Eukaryota; Metazoa; Arthropoda; Malacostraca; Decapoda; Nephropidae. Gene Ontology annotation, cellular component: nucleus. The transcript has 6 exons. The record is from RefSeq and is a predicted model, not a curated record.
AUCUUCUUCGAGCUGAACUUACUGUAGUGAAACCCUGUGCAUUUGUGUUUACGAUCACCGCCGAAUUAUAAGUGUUAUGGUGAACUGAGUGUCGGGAACCACCAGUUUUUCUCUCCAGUCCAGCGUGUGAAGGGGCUGGCGCGGGCUGUUCUGCUGGUACUCCUGGGGCUCCUCGUCGCCACCUGACCACACAAACUGUUUUAAUUUUCCUCACGCUCUUGAAAAUGUGGCGGUGAACCUGUGGAGGAAGUGUGGUGGUGGUGGUGAUCCCAGGACCUGCCCUCCCGCACGAGUGGUGGUCAACCCCGGCGACAUGUAUUGGAUGACCCCUUUGGUUAGCGGCACCCAGCUGAGCCCUACGCCUACCGCGCCCACGGUCUCAGCGGCUCCUACGCCCACACUCUCGCACGCCCACCUGGCAGUCAUGUACUCUCCGGCAGCCUACUCAGACCAGCCCACGCCCUACCCACUGCCUACGUUGGGGGGCGAGCAGUCCGCCUUCUAUUCUCCGACGGCAGCGGGACUUGAGCUGAAGGACUCUCUGGCAGCGUCCCCAAUGGCCCCCACCUGGCCCUAUCCGUCCGUCUACUACCCCUACGACACCGCCCUCGCCUCCUAUCCCUUCGCCGGGUUAGUCCACCCUCCUCUAGGCGUCCUGGGCCCAGAUGCUCAAAGUUAUGGCGUGGGUCUCGACGCCGCCCGCAGGAAGAACGCCACCCGGGAGGCGACGGCGACGUUGAAGGCGUGGCUGAACGAGCACAAGAAGAACCCUUACCCCACCAAGGGAGAGAAGAUCAUGCUGGCCAUCAUCACCAAGAUGACCCUCACACAGGUGUCGACGUGGUUCGCCAAUGCACGUCGGCGGCUGAAAAAAGAGAACAAGAUGACGUGGGAACCCAGGAGCAAGACCGACGAAGAUGAUGACGACGACGAUGAUAAAGACGACGAAAAGAUCGACGAUAAAGAUGACAAAGACGAUGAUGAUAAGAAAGAUGAUAAAGAUAUUCUGUUCAGCGACGGUGAGAAGGACAAGAAGGAUGUGGAAGGUGGGCGGUCUAGUACGGGCGCGGGCGGCACCGGCGCCGGCUCUCCUGGGAUACCGCCCACCGACGUCGCACAUCCUAAGCCUCGUAUUUGGUCCCUCGCAGACAUGGCCACGUCAGGCUGUGUGGGCGGCGGAAGUGCGGGCGGCUUAGGCGGACUGAGCGGAGGCGCUGGUAAAAUGAUGGGAGGGGGCAUGGCGCGGGGGCUGCACCUGGAGGGGUCCCCCUACUCCCGCCCGCUGUUCCCCCACGCCUCCUACCCCUACAUCCCCCACAGCGUCAGUGAGAGUCUCCUCUCCUACUCCUACACCAAGUCCCUGGCCGCGGGCUUUCCUCCCGUCAGCCUUAGCGACGUGACCACCGCCAGUCUACUGGCUCCCUCACCCCUCGUACACGACCUCUCCAGACACGACCUAGGACGACCAGAGAUCUCGCGCCCUGAGGCUCUACGGCCAGACAUCUCCCGCGACCUGCCCCGUGACCUACCCCGCCAUGAACUGGCCCGGCCAGAACCCCAUCGACCUGAACCCCGCCCGCCUAUGGAUAAGGACGUGUGAUGCUCUCACGCCGCCCACACCCACGCCCACGUGUGUUAAAUGUCAAAACUAUUGUGAGUCGGCCCAGUGUGGCCCAGUGCAUGACUGUGGCUCACCUCUGCCGCAGUGUGGCCCAGGGCCUCUCGUAUGGUGGAUGAGAGGGCGGCCCAUGUGACGCCUGCGGCCCUGACCCCCAACCUGUGCCACUGGGUGGGAGGGGACACCGCGCCCUCAGUAUGCCAGGGACAAGGUGCCAGUGAAGGACCGGAGGAGAGAGAGUGAGUCCCUGGGCCAGGGGGAGGGAGAGCUACAGAGGGGGAGGACAGUGACGGGACAAACAUAGUGCCACCAGCUGUCUCUUGUGUCACAAAAGUUAGCUUAGCAACUUCUCCUCCCUUCAGUACCUUGUUCAAGAAAAAUCUCAUUAACCUCUUUCAUUUUUAUAUUUUUCCCCCUACCCCCUGAGUGUAUCACGGACCCCCUGAGUGUAUCACGGACCCCUGAGUGUAUCACGGACCCCUGAGUGUAUCACGGACCCCUGAGUGUAUCAGUGUAAGACGCCAAAGAUAUUUAAUUUAGGAUGUUCCUAUAAGUUAUGUACGACAAAAUAGUCUAUAUCUCUUUGUUGACCCAGGGAGCGAACACACACCCGUGAUCACUGUUGAUGUUGACCUGAGUAACAUAUCAUGUGGAGCAGCCGCCACCCCCUGUGUGUGUUAUAAGCCAGGCUUGUGUGUGUGUGUGUGUGUGUGUGUGUGUGUGUGUGCGUGCGUGUGUGUGUGUGUGUGUGUGUGUGUGUGUGUGUGAGGCCCACCAGCACCCGGCUCUGCGUGCACGCCGCCAUAGUGUUCCCUCGUGCCAAAGUUAUGAAGUUGCGUUUGUGUCGUGACCGAGAACUGUACGUGGUCAUGUUGAGGAAGUGCACAUGGUAGAGUUCAAAUGCUGCGCGUGUAAAGUGAUCACAAAUUAACACACUUUACGUCAGGAACUGAAGGUGAAGAAAAAAUGAAGACUUUUACACAAAUUGAUUUUUUUACACUUCAUAAUCAACCACGUGCUCACCGCUACCACGCUUACGACGACGCCACCACGUACUGAAGAAGGCGACCGACCACGUGCAAAGGCCAGGAGGGGGCAGGACAGAGAGAGAGAGAGAGAGUGAGUGAGUGAGUGUGUGUGCAGGGGAGGGGAGUGUACAAGUUGCCUCCACGUCAUUCCUUGAGCGAUACUUUUGUGUUUUCCCAAAAAGUUUCAGCUCCAAAGCAUUGAGAUGCAUGUAGAUUUCUUAUGAUUAUUAUUAUUAUUAUCAUUAUUAUUAUUAUUAUUAUUAUUAUCAGGAAUUUAUUAUAUUCAUGCUUCCGACUGCUGUGUUGUGACCUCUUGUACACGUGACGAUAAGGUCGAAUAUUCCUCCUUCGGUAUUAAGACGAUGGGAAUGUGAGCCUUAUCGAGCCAGGUGUUAAGAAUCAUAAUGGAGUAAUUUGUCAGCUGUUUGUUGUCAGUCGUCCACCAGUCAUGAAAUGAUGUGUGUUAUGUAAUUUAACAGUUUCAUAUAAGAGUGAUUUUUGUACAUAUGUAAUAUACAAUGAUAUUUGAACAAAUAAAUAAUUGUGAUACAUA